AUGGCGCAGACGCAGAUCACGCAGCCGCCCAGUAUGGGCAGACGCUGCGGGCACUGCCACAGCACGAGACUUAGCCGGAGCGCCCGCGCGGGCGUCCGUUCACCGCGACUUCACACACCUGUGUCCAACUUGCGCCUGAAUCGAGGGAAGUGCCACUUCUUCCAACGCCACAUCGUCUACCUGGGACAUUUGAUCAGGGAGGCGGGCAUCCAUACAGAUCCGGACAAAGUUGCCGCGAUCCGCGAGCUGAAGCCACCAACUUGCCUAAAGGAGCUCCGGAGGUGCCUUGGGAUUUCAUCCUGGUAUCGCCGUUUUGUUCCAAACUUCGCCGACGUGGUCGAACCCAUGACCGCGUUGCUGAAGAAAGGCCAAAAUUGGGAGUGGACAUCGAGGCAGGAUCACGCUUUUCAGGAGCUGAAGGCGCUACCAACAAAGGCACCGGUCUUGGCCUGUCCGGAUUUCGGCCAGAAGUUCGUUCUACAGACGGAUGCCAGCGAGUACGGAAUAGGAGCCGUACUGACGCAGACCAUCGAGGGACAGGAGAGAGUUGUCGCUUACGCCAGCCGCCGGCUCAACCCGGCCGAGAGGAACUACUCCGUUACGGAGAAGGAGUGCCUCGCCAUCGUCUGGGCAAUCAGGAAGAUGCGAUGCUACCUCGAGGGGUACCGUUUCGACGUGGUGACGGAUCAUCACUCGCUGAAAUGGCUGAAUUCGAGUUGCAGCAGUACCAGUAUGACGUCCAUUACCGGAAAGGGGCCCAAAAUCUUGUGGCCGACGCCCUUUCUCGCCAACCGCUGCCUACCGCGCAGCAAGCACAGGGAGGAGAACGGACAACUCUAUCGCCGCAUUGGUCUUCAGCCAGAAGAGGAGGAGUAUACGCCAUGGAAGCUGUGCGUUGGGUCGGAUUACCGCCAACGCGUCCUCGAGGAAUGCCAUGACCACCCAACCGCCGGACACUUGGGAAUCCGGAAGACUAGUAAUCGCGUGGCUCAGCGUUACUAUUGGCCGGGUUUGUUUCGCGACGUCGCGCGCUAUGUUCGUCACUAUACGAGUUGCCAGAAGUUCAAGGUAAGCCAGGAGAAACCUGCGGGGAUGAUGUUCACCCGCCAGGUCGACGAGCCAUUCCAGGUUCUCUGCGCGGACUUCGUUGGACCGCUUCCCCGAUCUAAGCAAGGCAACACCAUGCUGUUGGUGUUUCUGGAUGCUUUCAGCAAGUGGGUGGAGUUGGUGCCACUCCGGAAAGCCACUGGAGCACAGCUUGAACGCGCUUUUCGGGAACGGAUCCUGAGCAGAGUGCCGAGGACCUUCGUCUGCGACAACGGCACGCAGUUCACAGGGCGAUCUUUUCCGAACUUCUGCAAAUCGCUGGGCAUGGAGCUGCAGCACACGGCGCCGUAUACGCCAAGGCAGAACCCGACGGAGAGAGCCAACAGGACGAUCAAGACGAUGAUCGCCCAGUACCUGGAUGGAGGCCCGCAGAGCACAUGGGACCAGUUGUUGCCGGAAAUCUCCCUGGCCAUCAACAGCAGUAUCUCCGACACAACAGGAUUUAGCCCAGCUUUCCUGACGCAAGGGCGAGAACCGAGGCUGCCACGGACUCUCUACGACGAGCUCACACCAGGACGAGGCACCCCAGAGGUGGCCCCAACGGACCGAAGCCAGCAGCUGAAAGACAUCUUCCGAGUCGUGCGAGACAACGCUGAACGCGCUACGGCGGAUCAGGGCCGACACUAUAAUCUGCGCCGACGGAUUUGGAAGCCGCCUGUAGGAUCUCUAGUGCUGGUGAGACGCCACGCGCUCUCCAACGCUGCUGAAGGAUUCGCCGCCAAACUGGCCGCGAGAUACGAGGACCCUUCCGAGUGGCGAAGUUCCCUUCACCAAACAUCGUCCAGCUACACGUACCCGGCAGCCGUUGACGUCGUACUGCGAGUUUGGGGCAGCUGA
This is a messenger RNA of Drosophila kikkawai, 1944 nucleotides long. The record is from RefSeq and is a predicted model, not a curated record. Lineage: Eukaryota; Metazoa; Arthropoda; Insecta; Diptera; Drosophilidae.